AUGUCCGGUGGCGGAUUCGGCGGAGGGUUCGGCAGUGGGGGAGGCGGCGGAGGGGACAUGGCGGAAGCGGUUGAACUGCGGAAGGAGUUGGCGGAGCAGUCGGAGGAAAUGGACCGACUUUUAGCUAAGAACGAGGAGCUGGAGGAGCAGCUCCGCGAAUCGCGGCGAGAGGCUGCAGAAGCAAGCAGCCGCGCCACCGCCGCCGCAUCUCGCGCUGAGUCCCUCCAAGCGAAGCUCGACGCGGACGCCGCAGCUCACUCCGCGUCUCACGCCGCAUCCGACGGGGCAUCCGACGGCGCUUCUGGCGGCGCGUCUGGCGCGGAGUCCCUCCAGAGGAAACUGGACGAGGCUAACGCGGCGCGGGCGGAGCUGGAGGAGCGAUUAAUCUCCAUUACCUCUGAGAAAGAGGAGCUGGAGAGGCGAUUAAUCUCCACGAGCGCGAAGCGCGAGACUCUGGAGGGAAAAGUGGAGGAUUUGGAGGGGAGGGGGAAGUACUUAGAAGGGAAAGCGGCUGCCGCGGAGAGAGUAGCGGAUGAAUUGGCACGCCAGGUGGAAAGGCUAGAAGGAGGGGGAGGCGGUGGUGGGGGCGGUGAUAAUAACGAGGGUAGUGACUUAAACGAAGGGCGAGGCAGCGGGGAGAAGGCGAGGGGCGAGGCGGAGGAGGGUGAUGUGACUAAAGCGAGGGAAGAGAAGGAGGAGCUAGAGGCGAAGUUGGCGGAUGCGAUUAAAGAGAAAGAGGAGAUGGAGGAGCGUAUGUUAGCAGCAGAGGCGGAGCGAGACGAUUUAAUUAUCGAGCACGAGGAGUUAGUAGCUACUAUGGAGGAGGCGGGCGGGCGAAUGCAGGCUUUAAUUCGCGAGAAAAAGGAGCUGGAGGCACGGUUGGGAGCGGUGCAGGGCGGCUGGGAGAGCAAGAGCCAGGGGCGGCGGCCGUGGGAGGUGGAGGAGGAGGAUGGGGAGGAGACAGGGGGGAUGGGGAUAGGAGGGAUGGGAGUGGGAGGAGGGAAUGAUACCAGGUAUCUGGAGGAGAGGGUUUUAGAGCUUGAAGCGACUCUGGCAGAAGCGAAGCGAGGGAGGGAGGAGAUGGGGAGGCGGUUGGCUGCUGCUGAUGCUCUUGUGAGGGAUGAGAGAGAGAGGGUGGCGGGAGAAAUUCGGUUGCUGGAUCAGGAAUUGGAAAAGGCGAUGGGGUUGCUUGGGGAGAAGGAGAGGGAGGUGGAGGGGUUGGAGGAGAGAGUGAGGGAGCGAGAGGAGGAGGCGGAGAAGGUGGGGGUUAGGUUGCGGGAGAAGGAGGAGGAGGUGGGGAGGGUGGAGGGGACGUUGAGGGAGAGAGAGGAGGAGGUGGGGAGGUUGGAGGGGGAGGUGAAGGGAUUGGAGGAGAGAGUGAGGGAGUGGGAUGAGAGGGGGAGGGAGAAGGAGAGGGAGUUGGGGGAUGUGAGGAGGGAGGCAGAGGAGAGAGUGAGGGAGAUGGAGGAGAGAGUGGGGGAGAGUGAGAAGAGGGUGGGGGAGCUUGAAGCUAAGGUUUGCGAGCAGCAGGAGAAGACACGAGAAGCGGAGUCAGCAGUUGCUGUGCUUCAAACGGAAGUGGCAGAAGCGAGGGGCGAGAUUGAUCGACUGGUGUUGGAGAAGGAGGAGUUGGAGGGGAGGACGAAGGAGUUGGAAGGGAGGAUGAGGGAGUUGGAAGGGGCGAAAGAGGGUGCAGAGGAGGAAGUGGCUGGGUUGCGAGAGGUUGUGUGCGGUUUGGAGGAGAAGAAGCGGAAACUGGAGGGGGAAAGGCGAGAAUUGGAAGAGGAAAGGCAGAGACUUGAGGAGGAGAAGGGAGAUUUGCUAGAGGAAAAGGAACGUAUGAAGGAGGAGAUUCGGAGAGUGAGGGAGGAGGGUGAGGAGGAAGGGGAGAAGAGGAGGCGAGUGGAACAGCAGGUGGAAGAGUUGGAGCAGCGAAGGGUUGAGCUGGAGAGGGAUUUAGAGGAGGAAAGGGAAGGAAAGAGGAGGGUGGAGGAGGAAUUGCAGGGAGAGAUUGAUGGGCUGAGAAGGGCUGCGGAGGAGGGGGAGAGGAGAGAUGGGGAGAGAGUGAGUGAGUUAGAAGUCGCUGUAGAGAGGGAGAAGGCGAGUAGGAUUGAGGUGGAGGGAGAGAGGGAGGAGGAGAGGGUGAGGAGGGAGGAGGUGGAAGGGAGGUGGAGAGAGGAGGAGAGGAGGAGAGAGGAGGUUGAGGGGGAGUUGAGGGAGGUGAGUGUGAGGAGGAGGGAGGUGGAGGAGAGAGGGGAGGAGUUGGAGCGAGUGAGAAGGGAGUUGGAGAGGAGGUUGGAGGAGAUAGAGGGGGAGAAGGAGGAGGGGGAGAGGAGGAGGGAGGAAGGGGAGGAGAGGAGGAGGGAGUUAGAGGAGAGACUGGGAGAGAUGGAGGGGAGGGUGGAGGAGGCGAGGGCAGAGAGGAGGGAAAUGGAGGGGAGGUUGGAAGAGGAGGAGUGUCGGAGAAGGGAAUUGGAGGGACGGAUAGAGGGGCUUGGGAGGGAGAGGGAGGGGGAGGUGGAUUCUAGGGUAGGUGAACUGGAGAAAGAUAAGAGGGAUCUUGAGGUGAGGGCUAGACAGGCUGAGAGGGAGGUGAGGGAAUUGAGGGAGCAAUUGGAGGAGAGGGUGGAAGGGGAGGAGGAGAAGAGGAAGAGGGUUGAGAAGAGGUUGGAGGAGAGUGAGAGGGAGAGGGGGGAGUGGGAGGAGAGAGUGAGGGAGGCGAGGAGGGAGGUGGAGGAGGGGCGGAGGGAGAAGGAGGAGGUGUUGGGGAGGGUGAGAGCACUGGAGGUAGAAGUAAAGGCGGAGAGGGAGAGAGUUGGGGCAGUUGAGCUAGAGCUGAAAACAGCGAGGGAGAGAGUAAAGGCAGUUGAGUUAGAGUUGAAAGCAGAGAGGGAGAGAGUGAAGGACUCAGCAGAUAAGGGCAGGAGUGAGGGAAGGGAAGGAGCCACAGCAGUUACCACUGCAACAGCAGCCACUGAUACCAGCAGCAGCAACGGCGGUGGCACUGUCGCUGACGAAUCCGACCCUGCAGCCUCGGAGAGGCUUGCCAAAGCUGAGGCCCGGGCCCGGCGCGCCGAAGCUGCCGCCGAGGCUCUCCGGGAGCAGCUGGCGGAUCGGGAAGCGAUGGAGAAGAGCCGGAUCAGGAGAGAGGUUCGGGAGAAGGAGACAGCUGUUGCGAAGCUAAGGGGACAGGUGGCACAGGCAGAGGGGAAGUGGAGGAAAGCGGAGGCGAGGGCAAGAGAGGCGGAGGAAGAGGUGGAUAGGAUUCGCGAUGGGCUGAUGGGGCGAGCGGGGAGGGGAGGCGGUUCGGGAGGGGGAGAUGGGGGAGUGGGAGAAGGGGGAGGGGUAGAAGCGGGAGGUGGGGAGUGGGAGCAAUCGGAGGUGGCCCGGGUGUGGGUGAAGCUGAAGGAGGCUGAGGAGAGGGUGAAAGUGGCUGAGGGGAGAAUGGCGGAGGAGCAGGAAGCUGCUCGGAAGGCGCUGGAUGAGCUAGAGGAAGUUACGUGGAAGGUGAAGGGGGCGGAGGAGGAGGCGCGGAGGGAAAGGGAGAAGCGGGAGAAAAUGGCUGAGAGGCUUGCGAGUUUAGAAGAAGAGUUUGCUGGGAGCUCAGGAGGAGCGGGAGGAGCGGGAGGAGCAGGUGGGAAGAAUGCGGGAGGAGUUUCAGAUAACAGUUCAGGGGCGGGAGAAGGUGGGGCAGGAGAUUCGGGAGCAGCAGCAGCAGUGGCAGUGCCAGCUGGGUUUGUUCUCUUAGCGGAGUCUGCUAUAGAGGAGAUGCAGAGGAGGGAGGCGGAGCUGCUAAUGCAGGUGGAUCAGCAGCGGGUGAUGCUGGAAGGCAAGGGGCAGGAGGUUCGGAAGAAAGAGGCGGAGGUUCGGGCGAAGGCUCGGGAAGUGACUGCGAAGCAGGAGGAGCUGAACGCGCUCAAGGCUAAGAGCCAGGGGCUGCUAGCUAAGGAGCAGGAGAUUAAGCGUCUGACCGAUGAGCUUUUAGCUAAGAGCGAGGAGAUUCAGCGGCUGGAGAAGGAGGUGGAAGGAAAGGAGGAGGAGGCGAGGAGGAAGGCGAUGGAGCUAAUCAUGAAGUCAGCUGAGGCGAGGGCUAAGGAUGAGAUCAUCGAAGAGAAGGAAAAAGAGCUGCAGGAGUUGAGAGAGCAUCUGUACUCAGGGGGGGGUGCUUCUCCCAGAGGAGGAGGAGGGGGCGGUCGUAGCAUGAGGUAUGGGGGUCCUUCUCCUAGAAGAAGGGCGGAUGGCGAAGGGGAGGAGGGGAGGCAGGAGGGCGGGUUUGGGGAGGACGGGGAGGAGGAGGAUACGGUUGAGUCGCUGAGGGAAGAGAUUGCGCGGAUGGAUGGGGAGAUGGAGGAGUUGUAUCAGGCGUUGAUCGAGGCGAGGGAGGAGAAAGAGGCGACGGUUACCGAGUUACUCAAGCAGGUGGUAACCUUGAAUGAUAGGUUGGCUGCGGCGAAGCGGGAGAAGGACUCGGCGGUUGCCGAGGCUGAGAAGCAGCUUCGGGGCGCCGUGGCUGACGCGGAGGAGCGGGCGGAGAAGGCUCGGAAGGAGGCGGAAUCACUAGCUUUGCUGAUAGAGCAGACGGAAGGGGAUAAGGUGCAUGCGCGAGCGAGCGUGGAGAAAGCACAGGAGUAUCUGCGAGCGCUAGACACGGCUAGGGUGGAGGUGAAGAGGCUGAGAUUGGAGAGGGAUUUGCUGAAUGAUCGGGUGAAUACGCUGGAGGAGCAGGCGAGGGCGGCGGUGAAUACGGGAGGGGCGUUGGGGCGAUGGCUCAUGCCUAACUGCCUGCUGCAGCGGCCGGAGAAUACGAGUAGUGGCAUGGGUGAUGCUCCUGAUACUCCCGGCAGGAGACGGUGGUGUAUGUGGUUGGAUGAUGCGACACUUUCCCCCCACUUCUCUCCCCCUCCUCCCUCCCUCUCUCUCCCCCUUUCCUUCCCCUCCAUCCCACCGCGUGCACAGGAGACGGUGGUGUUUGUGGUGGAUGCGGGUCCAUCCGUCCCACAGAAAGUGUUUCAGGAGUGCCGGCUCUGGGUGGAGCAGCAGAUGGUGCAGAAGCUUCUCUUCAACCAUCGCGACGAUGUGGCAGUUGUUGCAUUUGGCUGCGAGGAGACAAACAACCCGUUAGAGGAAGUGGAAGGGUACGAGAACAUAGCCGUGGUGGUGCCUCACAGGGUGGUGGAUCCAUCCUCGUUACAAGCAGUGCACGCUAUGGAGCAAGCAGCAGACUCGAGCAUCAGGAGUGACUGGCUCAGUGCGCUUGUGGUGGCUCUGGAUUUGCUCAUCGUCGCCAGGGGCCCUCUGGGGCUGCUGACAAAGGGCGUGAAGCGCGUUGUGCUGCUGACAGGUGGCGGCACGCCAUUGGAGGAGGCCAGCGAAGGCUCCAACGAGGAGCAGGUGGCUCUUCUUUUCUUGUCCGUUCUCCUCCCAAAUAACAUUGGUAGCUGUGCUGGGAAGAUGCGCCAGUACCGCAUCACUCUGCUGUGCGGUUUGUUCCCUGCUCCAAUCGGUACGCCCAUUCACCAGUUCACUCACUAUGGUCAUCCAUUCUCCUCCCAGGUGGCAACGGUUGCAGCAAAAUUGCGCGAGUACAGCAUAAAUCUGCACGCUGUGCUGCUGAAAGGGAGGGUGGACGGCGAGGGGGCAGAGGCAGGAGCAGCGGAGGACGAUGGGGGGCUAGGGGAAGGAAGGGAAGGGGUCAGGGAGUUUGCUGAUGAGAACGAGAAGCUGCUGAGAAGGUUCUUUGAUGCGGGGGCUUGCAGGGACCACGGGGGUCGAAGGGACGAGCAGGAGAAAUUGAAGGAGGAAGAUGGGGGAGGGUACGGGAAACGGUGCAAACGGGAAGAGAAUGGGACAGGUGAUGCAAGGGCGGAGAGAGGAGGUGGGGCGGAUGAGGAGGAGGAGGAGGAAAAAGGUGUUGGGAGCGGUGGUGUGGUGUGUGGAGGGGAGCUGCGAGUGGUGGCGUCGCUGGCAGCAGCGGGCAUGCUGUAUCGGGUGAAGCCGCGAGUGCUGCCCACCACUUCAUACCGAGGGGACCUGCUAGUAGCUCCCGGGUUUACCAUCAAGGUCUGGUCAUACAAGAAGACCUUCCCCCAGCGCCUCCCUCCCCUGAAGCUCCUCUCCUGCCUCGCCCCUCCCUCUGAUCCCUCCGCCACUGGAGACGUGAAGAUGGAGAGAGAGUACCGAGUGGUGGAGAGCGGUGCAGAUGGGCACGGGGAGGGCGGAGGGGGCGGGGGGGAUGAAGGAGGGGAAGGGGAGGAAGGGGGUGGAGGAGAGAGAGGAGAGGGAGGAGGUGAGGAGCUGGAGACAGUUGGGUUGGAUGAGCUUGUGAGGGCGUACAAGUAUGGGCCGCAGGUCAUUCCAGUGAGUGAGUAUGAUCGCAUGGCAAACCGGUUUCACGCAGAAAAGGGGAUCCAGAUAAUCGGCUUCACAAUGCGAGACCAAAUCCCCAGGCACUAUUUCCUAAAGGACACGGCCAUUCUCCUCCCCGAGCCCACCAACACCAAGGCCGCUCUCGCCCUCUCAGCCCUCGCCCAGGCCAUGGAAGCUUCCGGGAAGGUGGCCAUCGUGCGGUUCAAGCUCACCAACCGGGCCGACUCGGGCGUUGCACUCGGCGUGCUGACGCCGUGGUGUAGCGGGAAGCGAGGGUUCACAGAAGAGGAGGAUGAUGCUGUGCCCAAUCUACUGCUAUUCAACACCAUCCCCUUCCGCGAGGACAUCCGGGUGUCCCUUACGUUGUGUGUCACCUCCUCCCCCCCGCAACAUCUAACCUCAUCCCUCCCCCCUCUCUCCCACCCUGUGUUCAUGUCGCAUGACCAGCCCGACCUGCUGCUAUUCAACACCAUCCCCUUCAGUGAGGACAUUCGGGAGUUCUCCUUCCCGUCCCUCGAGGCCGCGCCGCCCAAUCAACAGCCGACAGCUGUCCAGAGCAGCACAGCAGCAGCUCUGGUCCAGGCGAUGUCUCUAGUGCGGUGCAGUGAGGUGGAGGAGGAUGAUGAGGAGUACAAUAAGGAGGAGAGGGUGGGUGAGGAUGAGAAGCUGAGACCAGAAGACACACCCAGCCCGGCACUGCAGCAUUACUACGACUUCAUCCGAGCUCGAGUCCUCCAACCCAAGGCCUGCAUACCGCCACUCCCUGCCGCCCUCGCCGCCCCUCUCUCCCACCCGCUCUCUGCCGACCAUCCUGCCGCCCGGUCCUUCGCUGCUGCCUUCCCUGCCCUUGGGGAUCACACUGCGGUGAGUUGA
This is a messenger RNA of Closterium sp. Naga37s-1, 7239 nucleotides long. The record is from the annotation of a GenBank genome assembly. NCBI's taxonomy places the organism in Eukaryota, Viridiplantae, Streptophyta, Zygnematophyceae, Desmidiales, Closteriaceae.